AUGCUGCAAACAAUUAUGAAUCGUAAGCGCGGUGGACGACGCCGACUGAGUAGCAAGAAAAACACGCCAAGGAAGGAAAAGGCAGCUACUGCGAAUGGUACUGGAAAAGCGAACUGUUCAGAUCAAAAAAUCACUGAUUUCUUCCCAUUGCGCAGAAGCAAUCGAAAAACUGAAAAGCAGCUUGAGGAAGAAGAGCGAAAUGCGAUGGAAGAAGCAAUUUUAACGAGUGCUAACGAGAAAUUCCUGGAAGUUUUUGAAUGUAAGGAAAAGGGUCGUGGGAUUCGAACCCUCCGCGAAUUCCACAAAAAUGAAUUCGUGGUCGAAUACAAAGGCGAUAUCAUUGACAUGAGGUUGGCCAGGAUACGAGAGAAGGAGUAUGCAGAAGAUGACAAUAUUGGCUCAUUCAUGUAUUUCUUCAAAUUCAAGAACAAGCAGUAUUGCGUGGAUGCGACCGAUGAAACAUCAGACAAAGGGCGACUGAUAAAUCAUUCCGUGCUAAGGCCAAAUCUCAAAACUAAGGUUGUGGAAUUGAAAGGAACGAAACAUCUCAUACUGAUUGCAAAGAGGGAUAUCGAGAUUGGCGAGGAAUUGCUUUACGAUUAUGGGGAUCGGACACCGUGUUCU
Molecule: messenger RNA, 624 nt
Organism: Gongylonema pulchrum
Lineage: Eukaryota; Metazoa; Nematoda; Chromadorea; Rhabditida; Gongylonematidae
Source: the annotation of a GenBank genome assembly